ACACUCUGACCUUGCAUUGGGAUACACCUGCCAAGCAGCCUGAUAGCUACAUCUUAACUUAUAUGCCUUUGGUUGCCACCCGGCCCUCCCCACCUCCCAAACGCCUGGAGCUACCAGCAGCACCUGAGAGCAUCACCUUGGAAGACCUGGAAAGCCGCACCCGAUAUCUCAUCACUCUGGUCGCCCGCCAAGGCAGUGAGAACAGCCGAUCCACCAGGGUCACGACCAGCACUACCGCUCCAGGUACAUCUGCAACCAAGGUCCAAACCACGCCGGGUUCCGUCACAGCUCCAGGGGUGCCAUUAAGCAACCUAAAUGUGACCGACGUCUCUCCGAACAGUCUCCGGGUGACUUGGUCUGCCCCGCCCAGUACCUUCCACACCUUUUCCCUUCAGUAUAGGGAUCCUAAAUCCAGUGCAACCCCGGGGGAGAUUAGAGUGCCCGGGACCGAGAGGAGUGUCAACGUGAUGGGUUUGAACCCCGGCACUGAAUAUGAUCUGAAGUUAAGUGGGGAGACACCCGAUGGGAUCCACAGUGCUCCAGUUGCAACAAAGGCAUCCACAGCACCCGCAGCAGCGCCACCAGAAAAGGAAAAGCCCACCCUGGGUUCGCUCUCUGUUUCAGAAGUUACAGAUAGCUCUGCGCGCCUAUUGUGGGACAUUCCCACUGGGAACUUCGACUCCUUUUUGAUCCAGUAUAAAGAUGCUGAGGGCAAACAGAGGGCACUUCCCAUGGAUGCGAGCUCUCGGGAGGCCACUAUCGCCGAUUUGGUACCUUCCCGAAAGUACAAGUUUAAUCUCUAUGGACUCAUAGGCCGCAAGCGACUUGGUCCUGUCUCCACAGAGAUAGUCACAGUGGCAUCGGAACAAGGGGAAAAGGUGGAAUUGGCGGCAUUACCGAGCCUGGGAGAACUUGUUGCCUCAGAAAUCACAACAGAUUCCGUCCGUUUGUCUUGGAGCGUCCCUUCCGGGAGCUUUGAUUCCUUUGUGGUCCAGUUCAAGGAUGCUGAAGGCCGGCCUCAUUCUUUGCCUGUGGAGGGGGUCUUCCGCGAAGUCAUUGUUCCCAACCUGUCUCCUUCCCAUAGAUACAGGUUCAAUCUCUAUGGCGUCGCCAACCGCAAACGUCUCGGCCCUGUCACUAAAGAUGUUGUCACAGCGUCAUCUCCAGAAAGGCCAGGUGAGGACAGAGCCGUCCAGCCCAGUCUGGGGGAGCUCUCUACCUCCGAUGCCUCCAGCAAUUCUGUCCGUCUCUCCUGGACUGUCCGCAGUGGGAGAUUCGACUCCUUUCAAGUCCAAUUCAAGGAUGCCGAGGGCAAGCCCCGGGCAUUGCCCGUGGAAGGAGACUCCCGUGAGGUCACCGUCCCCAACCUCUCGCCUUCCACGAGAUACAAGUUCAACCUCUAUGGGGUCUCCGGAAAGCAGCGCUAUGGCCCGAUUUCCGCCGAGGCUUUGACAGCUGCUUCUGUGGUUUCACCGGAGGGAAGGAUCCCUAUUCAGCCGAGCUUGGGAGAGCUCUCAGUCUCUGAUGUCACCAGUGACUCUGUCAUCCUCUCCUGGACAGUUCCUACUGGAAGCUUUGACUCCUUCCUGGUUCAUUUCAAGGACACAGAGGGCAAGGUUCAGAUGCUGCCCGUGGAGGGUGUCUUCCGCACGGUCACUGUCCCCAACCUGGCUCCCUCCCACAGAUACAAGUUCAACCUCUAUGGUGUCUCUGGCCGCAAGAGGUCAGGCCCAAUUUCCACAGAUGCCACCACAGCUGCAACAGUAACAUCACCAGAGGUGACUACAGAAAGGGUUCCAGUUCAGCCUAGUCUGGAGCAACUCGCAGUGUCUGACAUCACUAGUGACUCUCUCCGACUUUCCUGGAUUGUCCGCACUGGGAAUUUUGAUUCCUUCUUAGUCCAUUACAAAGAACCAGAAGGAAAAUCUCAGUCGUUGCCUGUGGAGGGGCCUUUCCGCACAGUGACCGUCCAAAACUUGGAACCCUCCCAGAAAUAUAAGUUCAACCUUUACGGCAUCUCUGGCAACAAGCGCCUCGGUCCUCUCUCCGUGGAUGCUGUCACAGCCCCCGUGCCGGCACCCCCAGAAGCAGCACUGACUCUGAAGCCUAGCCUGGGGGAACUCUCAGCCUUAGACGUUACUACCGAUUCACUCCGCCUCUCCUGGGGGGUCUCUACUGGGAGCUUUGAUUCCUUCCUGGUUCAGUACAAGGAUGCCGAAGGUAGACCUCAGUCUCUUCCCGUGGAUGGGGGCUCCCGCGAGGUCAUCCUUUCCAACCUUGCACCUUCCCACAGAUACAAAUUCAAUCUCUAUGGUGUCUCCGGCCGCAAGAAAAUGGGUCCGGUUUCCAUUGAUGUUUUCACAGCUUCACAGAUGGUAAAACCUACGUCGCCACUCAGACUCGGGGAGCUGUCAGCGGGCAAUAUCAUGCCCAGUUCCCUUGACCUGUCCUGGAAUAUUGAGGCAGGGAACUUUGAUUCUUUUAUCAUUGAGUACCGAGAUGCUGAGGACCAUCCCCAAGCCCUCCCCGUCGACGGGGUCCUACGCUCCUUCCACAUCCAUGACUUGGCUCCUUCUCACAGAUACAAAUUCAACCUCUAUGGCAUUUCAGGUCGGAAGCGUUUGGGCCCUGUCUCCACCGAAGCCGUCACAGCCCCCUCACCAACAGCACCCCCAGCCCAGCCCAGCCUCGGGGAGCUCUCUGUCUCUGAUGUCACCAGUGAUUCUGCCCGCCUCUUCUGGACUGUAUCCACAGGAACCUUCGACUCUUUCACAAUCCAGUACAAAGAUGCUGAUGGCAAACCCCAGGCCUUGCCCGUGGAGGGGGCCUUGCGCGAGGUCACCAUGUCCAACCUGGCUCCGUCCCGCAGAUACAAGUUCAACCUCUACGGUGUCUCUGGCCGCAAGCGUCUUGGCCCUGUUUCUGCUGAUGCUGUUACAGCCUCCUUAACAACAGAACCCCCAGCCCAGCCCAGCCUGGGGGAGCUCUCAGUCUCCGACGUCACCAGUGACUCGGCCCGCCUCUCGUGGACCGUCCCCACUGGCACCUUCGACUCCUUCACGAUCCAGUACAAAGAUGCUGAUGGCAAACCCCAGGCCUUGCCCGUGGAGGGGGUCUUCCGUGAGGUCACCGUGCCCAACCUGGCUCCAUCCCGCAGAUACAAAUUCAACCUCUAUGGAGUCUCCGGGCGUAAACGUCUAGGCCCCAUUUCCACUGACACAGUCACAGCCCCCUUACCAACAGCAACCCCAGCCCAACCCAGCCUAGGGGAGCUCUCGGUCUCUGACGUCACCAGUGAGUCUGCCCGCCUCUCAUGGACCGUUCCCAUGGGAACCUUCGACUCCUUCACGAUCCAGUACAAGGACUCCGAUGGCAAGCCCCAGACAUUGUCCGUAGAGGGGGUCUUGCGCGAAGCCAUUAUCACCAGCCUGGCUCCGUCCCGCAGAUACAAGUUCAACCUCUUCGGAGUAUCCGGGCGCAAGCGGAUUGGCCCCAUUUCAACUGAUACCACCACAGCUCCUUUACCAACAGCACCUCCAGUCCAGCCCAGCCUAGAGGAAUUCAGAGUCUAUGAUGUCACCAGUGAUUCUAUCCGUCUCUCCUGGAUCAUCUCCACAGGAAGGUUUGACUCCUUCCAGAUCCAGUACAAGGACACAGAGGGCCAACCUCAGACAUUGCCAGUAAAUGGAGACUCCCGUGAGGUCACUGUCCCCAACUUGGCUCCUUCCCACAGAUACAAGUUCAAUCUCUACGGUGUCUCUGGCCACAAGCGCCUUGGCCCUGUUUCUGUGGAUGCCACGACAGCCCCUUCACCAACAACACCACCUCCCCAACCCAGCCUAGGGGAGCUCUCGGUCUCUGAUGUCACCAGCGAUUCUGCCCGUCUCUCCUGGACCGUCCCCACUGGAAGUUUUGACUCCUUCAUGAUACAGUACAAGGAUGCUGAUGGCAAACCGCAGGCCUUGCCCGUGGAGGGGGUCUCUCGUGAGGUCACCAUCUCCAGUCUGGCUCCUUCCCGUAGAUACAAGUUCAAUCUCUAUGGUGUCUCCGGUCAGAAACGGCUGGGUCCCGUUUCUGCUGACGCCAUCACAGCAUCACCACCUCAAGAUCCACCAGUUCCCCCCAGCCUAGGCGGGGUGUCUGCUUCUGACAUCACCAGCAACUCCCUACGUCUCUCAUGGACUGUCCUCAAUGGUGUCUUUGACUCCUUCGUCAUCCAGUAUAAAGAUGCGGAGGGCAAACUUCAAGCCCUCCCAGUGGAGGGAGCCGUCCGUGAUGUCACUGUCCCGAAUCUCAUGCCUUCCCGCAGAUACAAGUUCAACCUUUACGGACUGACUGGCCGCAAGCGUCUUGGUCCCGUUUCUACUGAUGCUGUCACAGCUCCACUGGAGGAAAAUUCAGCUCCGCCCACCUUGGGGGAUCUUUUUGUUUCUGAUGUCACCAGCAACUCCGCCCACCUCUCCUGGACUGUCCCCACAGGGAACUUUAACUCCUUCUUGGUCCAGUUCAAGGAUGCUGAUGGCAAACCUCAGUCACUGCCCUUGGAUGGAAGUGCCCGCCAGACCACCAUCUCAGGCUUGUCUCCUUCCCGCCGAUACAAAUUCAACCUCUUUGGGGUGUCUGGGCGCAAACGCCUUGGGCCCAUCUCUGUUGAUACAGUCACAGCCUCGUCGGAGAGGGAAGAUGCAGUAAAGCCCAGUCUAGGAGAACUCGCAGUCUCUGAUGUCACCAGCAAUUCUGCCCUUCUUUCCUGGACGGUGUCCGCCGGGAGCUUUGAUUCUUUUCUGAUCCAGUACAAGGAUGCAGAGGGCCAACCCCAGGCGCUUCCCGUGGCAGGAGGCUCCCACGAGGUCACUGUCUCCAACUUGGCUCCUUCCCACAGAUACAAGUUCAACCUCUAUGGCGUCUCAGGCCGCAAGCGCUUUGGCCCCAUUUCUGCUGAAGCAACCACAGUUAGUACCCCUGAGGUCACGCCUCGCCUAGAAGAUCUCUCCAUCUCCGAUGUCACCAGUGAUUCUGUCAGCCUCUCCUGGGCUGUCCCUGCAGGGGAAUUUGACUCAAUCUUAGUCCAGUACAAAGAUGCAAAGGGCAAGGUUCAGAUGCUGCCCUUAAACGGCAAUUCCCGUAACGUUACAGUCCCUAACCUGGCUUCUUCUCGCAAAUACAAGUUCAACCUUUAUGGCAUUUAUGGCCGUAAGCGUCUUGGUCCCAUCACCAUCGAUGCUGUCACAGACCCACGCCCCCAAUCGGAGGAACCUGUUCAACUCGGGCUCGGAGAAUUGUUGGCUGGUGACAUCACUUCUGAAUCAGUCCUCCUCUCCUGGACUGUCAAGAAUGGAAAUUUUGAUUCCUUUAUCAUCCAGUACUACGACGCAGAAGGCAAGGCGCACGCUUUGCCAGUGGAUGGGGGAUUGCACUCGCUGCGGCUCCACGACAUGACACCCUCCCACAGAUACAGGUUCAACCUCUAUGGAGUCUCUGGCCGCAAGCGCCUGGGUCCGAUCUCCACAGAGGCAGUAACAGCGUCUGCAGCCUCUAACCAGGUAGUCCCUCCACGGCCCAGUCUUGGUGAGAUCAAAGCCUCCAAUGUCACCGGCACGUCUGUCCACCUGUCCUGGAGUGUUGUGUCGGGGAAUUUUGACUUCUUCACUAUCCAGUACCGAGAUGCAGAGGGCAAAGCCCAGUCGUUGCGUGUGGAUGGACGCUCCCGCGAAGCCGUCAUCUCCAAUUUGGCACCUUCUCGCAGAUACAAAUUCAAUCUUUACGGCCUUGUUGGACGGAAGCGCCUCGGCCCCAUUUCCACCGAAGCUAUCACAGCUCGGAUGGUGGAGCCGGAAAAGCAUCCCAGACUGGGGGAACUGUCCAUCUCCGAGGUGACCAAGGAUUCCGUCCGCCUCUCAUGGACCAUUGCUGUUGGGAAGUUUGACUCUUUCCUCAUCCAAUACAAGGAUGCCGAGGACAUGCCCCAAACGUUGCCUGUAGACGCUGACUCCCGCUCAUUUGUCGUGCCUGGCCUUCAGCCUUCCCAGAAAUACAAGUUCAAUCUCUACGGUUUUUCAGGUGGGAAGCAGAUUGGACCCGUUUCUACUGAUGCUGUCACAGCCUUCCCAGAAGCCAUCAGUAAGCCGGUCACUUUGCUCAAGAACCUGGUUGUCUCCGAUGUGACCCCCACCACCCUGCAGCUCACAUGGGAAGCCCCCGAAGGACAGUGCGAUUCCUUCCAGAUCCGAUACAAAUAUUCCCUCGUGGGAAGCGGGAAGAACCCCCCGCCAGCCAAGGAAGCCGAAGUGCCCGGGACUGAGCGCUCAGCUGUGCUGAGGGGUCUGACCCCUAACAAAGAAUACAGUGUCACGCUGUACGGUAUCAAGAAUGGAUUGGAAGUGGCCAACAUCAACACUGUGGCGCGGACAAGUGGGCUAGAACUGGACAGUCCUCAGGACCUGCGGUUUAGUGACAUCCGCGAGACCUCCGUCGUGACCAGCUGGAGGGGACCAUCCUCCCGUGUGGACCGCUACAAAAUUUCUUUUCAGCCCUCAGAUGGGGGGGAGCCCAGAAGCAUCUCUGUGGAUGGAUCUGUGCUAAAGACAAUCAUCAAAGGCCUGACCCCCGGAACGAGCUAUGAGGUCAGCGUGAUGUCAAUCCGGGGCUUUGAAGAGAGCGAGCCCUUGGUGGGCUAUGUCACCACAGUUCCAGAUGGUCCUGCCAACCUGCGAGCUGUCAACGUGACCGAUUCCUCUGCCGUGCUGAUUUGGCAGCCUGCCGUGGCCGAGAUGAACAGCUACAUUGUCACCUACGGACCUGCGGGUGGCUCUAGGGUGUCCGAAUCCGUACCAGGGAACCGGGCUGAGCUGCGGCUGUCAGGGCUACAACUGGACACAGAAUAUCGGGCCAGUGUCUACGGGGAGAAGGAAGGAAACCGUAGCUCCCCAGUCAGUGCUACCUUCACCACUGGAGCUGAUGGACCACGAAAUCUCCAGGCUAGCGAAAUCUCAGCCCGCAGUGCCCGUCUGACCUGGUUACCACCCCGUGCCCCUCCUGGCGGUUAUCUAUUGAGCUAUGAAACCCCAUAUGGACAAACAAAGGAGAUCACCGUGGAUGCUUCUGUCACCUCCUACGAACUCCAGGAUUUGUUUCCUUCUAGUCGGUACCAGGUUCAAGUCCAGGCACUGAGGAGAGGCAUGCCGACAGCCCCCACCUCGACCUCUUUCACCACUGGGCACCUGACAUAUCCUUUCCCUCGGGAUUGCGGUGAGGAGAGUUGGAAUGGACCAGGGCGAUCUCGAGAAACAACCAUUUAUCUGGGGGGCAACCGUGACCGGGCUAUACAGGCAUACUGCGACAUGGAGACCGAUGGUGGAGGUUGGCUGGUCUUCCAGCGUCGGAUGAACGGCAAGACAGAUUUUUGGCGUGACUGGCAGGAUUAUGCCACUGGCUUUGGCAACCGCUCCGAUGAAUUUUGGCUAGGGAAUGACGCUCUGCAUGAGAUGACCACAUCAAGGGACUACGAACUGCGUGUGGACCUCCGUGCUGGGAAUGAGUCCGUCUACGCCCUCUACGACGGUUUCCGCGUGGACUCCCCGACCGACUAUUACCGCCUGCACCUGGGCAGCUACAGUGGCACAGCCGGUGACGCUUUCACCUACCACUCGGGUAGCGUCUUCUCCACCCGCGACCGGGACCCCAACCGGGUCAUUAUUCCGUGUGCCGUGUCGUACCGUGGGGCGUGGUGGUACCACAACUGCCAUUAUGCCAACCUCAACGGGCUCUACGCAAACAACCGCGACCACCAGGGCAUCAACUGGUUUAACUGGAAAGGGUUCGAGUUCUCCAUCCCCUUUACCGAGAUGAAGCUCCGGCCCCGCGGCUUCCAACCCUUGCGGCGGGUGUAAGCACAGAAGCAAGGUUGCCAGAAAUGACUGACCAUGGGGUGGGGGCAACACGGAGGUGGAAGAGGCAAGUAGGAAGAUCUAGUGGCUACCCCUCCCCGCUGAGAUACCUCACAUCUUGCCUCAAUUCCCCCCCACCCCACCCCGAGAAGACGGAGCACAAGAAAGGAAUGAAAUGCAACCAUUACAAAUGCACCUUGUAUUAAGAUUUCUUUUUCUGCCACUUGCCGGCCAUGAAUAUCAGGGGCACGAAGCAUCUAGAAGGAUUGAGGACGGCUGACUGGGCAGAGUUAAGGGGAUGGAUCUGGAUGUAGUUGUGAGAUAGCUGUACAGCCCUGGUUAGCAACUACUUUUCCUGGCUGGGGUUACUGAAGGAGGAGUAAAUGCAGAUCGGCCAGUACCCACCCCAACGCCCACCCCCAAAACUCAGCUAGCAGCAAGGCCUUGGGCCUCUGGUCCCGUUUCUCCCAUAAUGCACUUCAUGGGCCAGUUAGCAUUCUUCAAAGGGUCGGGGAUGAGCUGACCACCUUCUGUACAGGUUCCUGGUUCUCUGGUUCCAUUUCAUCAUUUGUCUGCCUUCCCAAACCCUCAAACCUCGCCUUCCCAAACCCUCAAACCUCGCUGAACAAAUCAGAUUCCUCUUCCUUUUCCUCUUCCCAGAAGACUAUUCAUAAAGAAAGGCAGCCACAACCGGGAGCUGAGAGCACAUUACCUGAAAAGCACUUUUUUUUGUCCCCUGUUGCCCACACACACACACACACACACACACACACACACUACCCCCUCAAAAAACCAUCCCUUUUACUUUCCUGCACACCAAAACCAGUUGUCCCUAAAGAAGGAAACCAAGAAAAACUAGCACACCUGAAAACAACAGGAAAGGGGAGGAGUAAAUUAAAAACAACACAGGAGGAGGGAGUUGGAAGAAAGUAGUAGAAGACAUUACAUCCAUAAUAUGGAUUAUGAGGCAAAUCAACAGACAAAUGAGUCAAUCUUCGCAGGCCCCCCUUCCUCAAUAUGAGAGCAGACAGAAUUCAGUCAGCUCAGUGUCCAGACAGAACCUCAUGUCAUCCUGACACCACGGGGGGGGGGG
Messenger RNA from Sphaerodactylus townsendi, 8979 nucleotides. It is a transcript of the gene TNXB, whose product is annotated as tenascin XB. The transcript has 34 exons. The record is from RefSeq and is a predicted model, not a curated record. Gene Ontology annotation, molecular function: protein binding. Bases 63 to 7889 code for a protein of 2608 amino acids. NCBI's taxonomy places the organism in Eukaryota, Metazoa, Chordata, Lepidosauria, Squamata, Sphaerodactylidae.